UGUAAAAAAACACAGUCAUGGCUCCUGUACGUGCUUGCCCUUUUCUGUCCCACUCUUUGCCUUAUUCCUUUCUCUUUCGGCGCUUCUCUAUCCUGCUCUUCCGUUCACUGUUCCUUCCCUAAAAUCCCGCGCGUCAUACUGUCUGAAUUCCCCACUGCCCCAAUCAUCUUUCCCGACCACAUCCCCCUCCAAAAGAACAUGGAUUUCAACGUAUUCCCUGAGAACAUCGAUUACGAGGUUCUUGAGGCUGCGUGUAUCUUGCUCAACAUUAGUCAAGACAUUCAUACACCAGAGACACUUACACCCCCAUCUGGCCUUAUUUCUCAAUUACCCAUAUCUAUUCCUUCAUCUUCACACAAGCUUCACUGCACUCCUAACGCAAUCCACCACGUAUCUGCUCCACAAGGGCCAAUAAUAGCUUUCGCGACCGCCGAGCAAGUUUCAAGAAUUCCAACUGACAUUGAUGGCUCAUCAGUUUCGCGCUGGAGGUCGCAGCAACCGCUCUGGUCGCUCCCAGGCAGAUCAUGAUGUCUUCGAAGGUCUACCUGUUCGUCAAUGGCACCAAUCUGAGUCAAUAGUCGGUCUUCCACCACCAACAGAGGUUGCCCAGACUGGAGACAAUGCAUGGCCAGAACUACCUAUGCCACGCGAUUCAGCACAGCUUGCUCCUUGGACACAACAGUUGUUGCGUGAAGCAAGAAGACCUAGACUUGCCAAGAGACCUCAGGAACCAACCGAAGACGACAAGCCAGAAGAAGAAGAUGAGAAUGAAGCCGUUCAAACUGGAUGGCAAUCGAAGAAAUGGAGCCAAGUGCCAUCGCAUCUCGAGAAACCAGAACGCGAGUUCCUUGCCAAGCGCCGAAAGGGCCUUCCUAGUCUGCAUACGCAAAUAGCAUUGCAAGCAGCAAAUGCCGCGGCUUCUUCGGCACCCACCAGGAGGACUAAGGUUAUGAAAUCAGACGCAGACGGCAACACUACCGUCUACGAAGUUCUUGUUCCCGAAGGCCAAACCGUUGAAGGCGAGGUGGUUGACGAUACUGUCAUGGCGGAUGCUGCACCAGUGCAAGCAGCUCCAGGCACAGUCAUUGAAGGUGUUGGUAUCGCGAAUGCUGAAGGUGUCAUUGUCGCCACCGAUCUACUUCAACAACAGCAACAACCGAUGAGACGCAAACCUAUCCCUCCACGCAGAAUCAGAAAGGGUGGACCUGGCCGUGGAAAGAAGAAGGUCAUGUUUAACCCUGAUGACGGUCACAAUGCCGCAGCAACUUCGACUCCUGGAGGUGGAGUUAGUGUCGCAACGCCCUCGACUUUGAAUGCAAACGCGGAUGAUUCGGCAAUGGACAUUGAUUCUACUCCGAAGCCCGACGCUAACGACAAUGACGACAACGACAAUGACAACGAGGAGGGAGAUGAAGAGGAUGGUGAAGAAGGCGAAGAAGGCGACGAGGAUGACGAUCGUGAAGAUGGCGAGCUCAGCGACGGAGAGGACCCUCAGGUUACUGAACAAGAACCCGUCUCUGGACUCGAAGAGACCGUGUCGGCACCUGCAAACGUCGAAAUCGAAGUUGAAGCAGAUGAGCCGACUGUCGCAGCCGUGGAAGAAGCACAAGAUGAGCCGACUGUUUCUGUCGUUGAAGAAGCACAAGAAGUAGCACAAGAGCUCGUGGGGGAAGCACAAGAAGUAACGGAAGCACCCGUGGAGAUCACGGAGGAACCAGCAACCAUUGCUACAGAAGAGGAAGCUGACGAACAACCAGUCGCAGUGACCUCUUCUGAGGUCAAGGAGGCGGAGAUAGCAGAAGCCUCGGAGCCCCAGGAGGAAGCACUCACCAAGAAGCUCGACAACGACACCAAAGCGGGAUCAGAAAGGUCAGAGGAGGAUGCAAUCGAGAGAGACACGACCAUGAAAGAUAGUCCCGAAAAGGACACGACUAUGGAGGAUGCACCCGACAAAGGAACAGACGAUUCGUAGAAAGAUUCUGUGACUGCCCACUCUGCCUUUCGCGCGCGUACUCUUCGUCCCAAGUUAGGACAACGCGAGUAUUAAUAGCGGCAGCGAAUUCAGGCUAUGAUACAGCGCAGAAGUCUCACGGAACAAACCACGUGGUAUUCCGCCCUGACAGCGUAUUUCAAGCACUUGCUAGUACCAGAUACAAUUCUUUCCAAGCAAUCGACAAUUUGAGACGCCACCACGUCGAUUCUAGCUCUCUCAUUGCUGUACGUUCUUUAAUGUCUAG
Molecule: messenger RNA, 2237 nt
Organism: Aureobasidium pullulans EXF-150
Lineage: Eukaryota; Fungi; Ascomycota; Dothideomycetes; Dothideales; Saccotheciaceae
Exons: 1
Coding region: 464-1972 (502 amino acids)
Source: RefSeq, a predicted model, not a curated record